Oncorhynchus gorbuscha (pink salmon) is the source of this 1673-nucleotide messenger RNA. RefSeq names its product G patch domain and ankyrin repeat-containing protein 1-like. Lineage: Eukaryota; Metazoa; Chordata; Actinopteri; Salmoniformes; Salmonidae. The transcript is spliced from 5 exons. The record is from RefSeq and is a predicted model, not a curated record. Gene Ontology annotation, molecular function: nucleic acid binding; protein binding. Bases 447 to 1478 code for a protein of 343 amino acids.
UAACUAUUUUGAUAGUAUUUAAAAAUAUAUAUAUAUAUUUACAUUUGAGAACUCUUUAUUUUAUAUAUAGAAAUAAACUUUGUUAUAUAUAUAUAUAAACUUUUUGUUAAAUAUCUAGGUACCUAACGUUAAAUUCAGUGUGCUAGCUGCUAAUUCUGGUUGAUAAGUCACAGCCACAUAUUAUCCUUUACGACCGAGCGUCGAGGCACAGACAAUAUAUUUGGUUGAGGCUAGCUAACUACACUUAGCUACCAACUAAAAGUAACAAUAUGAUGGAGGAAUUAGACGAGUCAUUGAGUAGUUAAUUAGCUGUAUGAAGAAAAAAUAACCUUACACCGACAUUUCCAGACUCCAGAAAAAGUGAUUAACGAACGUGACUGUAACGUUACUAGUCUGUCUAGCGGUCAGCUAGACAUUCCAGCGCCGCCGAUCAACCGGUCCCAGACAUGAGCUCUCUAAGCUACUUCACCCCGGCCCGAGAAGAAGAGCUGCUGUGGUCGGGAAACGCAGGCGCAGCCACCGGACCUCAACCCAGCACCCUCGGAGGAGAGGAGGCACGGCGCUUCUAUCAAAGCCUCAUAGAAGAAGGGGAUGGAAAGGAGAGACGAGGAAUGGAGCAGAGGGGGAGAGAGAACCGCAGGGGGAGAGAAGCAGGGCAGCACGUCCAGGCUAGCAGGCAGCAGGCUAACACCACCAGCACUACCACGGAGCUGGAGGGGCUAAGACUGCUGCGUUGUGCCCAGGAAGGAGACCUGUCUGGGGUGAGAGGCCUGCUGUCCCGGGGGGUGGAUGUCAACUUCCAGGACAGCUGGUGGUGGACAGGUGUGAUGUGUGCAGCGGCAGCAGGGCAGCGGGGUGUCGUUAGGCUCCUCCUCCAGCAGGGGGCGGCGUGGGUGGGCGUGGUCGACACGCAGGGCCGGGACGCCAGGGAGCUGGCUAGGAUGGCGGGGCAUAGCGGGGUCCUAGAGGAACUGGACCACUACGGGUCUCCGCAGGACUGUGACCGGCCUGGGAGACAGAGGGGUCAACACAACCAUUACAGGAGAGAGAGGCAGGACCACAGUUCUCCCCCAGCGGUAGCAGCAGUCCAGACCCAUCAGAACCAGUCCACCCAGAAUCAGACCCAGUGGUGUCCAGUCUGCAGUGUCCACUACUCCUCUCCUCCGGAGAUACACCUCUCCUCCACCCUCCACCUAUUCUCUCUCUCCCGCCCUGCCCCCCCUCCCCACUACUGCCUCCCCCCCUCCACCCCCGCCUACCAGAUGAUGCUGCGCUCCGGGUGGACCCCUGGAGGUGGGCUGGGGCCCGAAGGGGAGGGUCACAAACAGCCGGUCCGGACCGUCCUGAAGAGGGACAGUAGAGGCCUGGGGUACGGACCCACACCCCGACCCAAGGUCACACACUUCCAACCCAAAGACCCACAGGCAGUCAGACGGACGGGGAAGGAGGGUCGGGGGAGAGGGGGAGGAGGGGGAUGAAGGAGGAGAGCAGGAGGGAGGAGAAGGACAGGAACUGGGAGAGGGACUUCCGCUCUUCCUUUAACACCUUUGACCCCUGACCUCUAAAUUCUGACCCAGGGACACCUGUUGUAGUCAGUUUCUCUCUAGUGUACACUCUCUCUCUCUCUAGUGUACACUCUAUGUGCUCGCUCUCUCCAGUGUACACUCUAUGUG